ACUUUCGUCAGAUCUUUAGUCAUAUAUGGUCACAUGAUGCGGAUAGCUCUGCAGCGUGUGCUCAGCUAACGUUGUUUUUCUGGUGUACGGUAGCUACAAACACUUCUGAUGCUACAUAUUACUUCAUUUUCUGAUUUAAAUAUUUUCUGAGUUACUAAAGUAACUUCAUCUUACAACACAUAAUUUUGUAUAAGUCUAGGUUUAGAGUUAUAUAGUACCAAAUCGCGCUUUGUGUGUAUUUUGACGUCUCUGUGCGCUAGCUAGCUGAGAUUAGCACGUUAGCUAUCAUAACUCCAUUAUGAAUAUUGACAACGUUAAUCAGUCUGUCACAACUGGAGUGCCAUCCACGACGUCUUCAGCUUCAAGUAAUUGUAUCGCAAAUGAUAAUGCAACAACCAACGUCAGCAGCAUUCCUUCGGUCACGAGUAAUGCUUCAGCUUCAACGGCCAUGGUGACACCAUCAGCAGAUGCAUCUGUUUCCAAUGGCGUCUAUGUUCCAGGUGGUAUCACCAAUGGAGAUGUAAAGCCUGCAGUCUCCACCACACCCCUGGCAGAUUUCCUCAUGCAGCUGGAGGAAUACACUCCCACAAUUCCAGAUGCAGUUACAGGCUACUACCUCAACCGGGCUGGCUUUGAGGCUUCUGAUCCAAGAAUAAUCCGACUGAUCUCGCUUGCAUCUCAGAAGUUUAUCUCAGACAUUGCCAAUGAUGCAUUGCAGUACUGUAAAAUGAAGGGCACAGCUUCAGGAAGCUCAAGGAGUAAGACAAAGGAUAAAAAAUACACUCUGACUAUGGAAGACCUGACUCCUGCUCUGUCAGAAUAUGGCAUCAAUGUCAAGAAGCCAUAUUACUUUACAUAGAGCUGUCUUUGUUCAAGGCUUUUUUGCUUUUGCUAGUUUUUUUUCCUGCAGACCCAACAGACUCUGUCAAUGCCUUUAUUGCUAAAUUGAACACGGUGCUUUAGUACAGCUUUGACAGAUCUUCGUAGUCACUUUGCCAUUUGUUAUUUUUAGUGGGGCACCACCACACAUGAUUAUGUUAAAUUUUAGAAUUGCAUUUUAUUGUGAAAAUAAAACCCUUACCAAAAGCCUUGAUGUUUGUGGGAUAUUACAUUU
Molecule: messenger RNA, 1114 nt
Organism: Monopterus albus (swamp eel)
Lineage: Eukaryota; Metazoa; Chordata; Actinopteri; Synbranchiformes; Synbranchidae
Gene: taf10
Product: TAF10 RNA polymerase II, TATA box binding protein (TBP)-associated factor
Exons: 5
Coding region: 299-859 (186 amino acids)
Biological process (GO): transcription initiation at RNA polymerase II promoter
Cellular component (GO): transcription factor TFIID complex; nucleus; SAGA complex
Molecular function (GO): promoter-specific chromatin binding; RNA polymerase II general transcription initiation factor activity
Source: RefSeq, a predicted model, not a curated record